Epinephelus fuscoguttatus (brown-marbled grouper) is the source of this 3732-nucleotide messenger RNA. It is a transcript of the gene ing1, whose product is annotated as inhibitor of growth family, member 1. Gene Ontology annotation, biological process: positive regulation of DNA-templated transcription. The transcript has 4 exons. Lineage: Eukaryota; Metazoa; Chordata; Actinopteri; Perciformes; Serranidae. Gene Ontology annotation, cellular component: nucleus. The record is from RefSeq and is a predicted model, not a curated record. Bases 175 to 1095 code for a protein of 306 amino acids.
UCUAUCCAACAGCUAACGUUAGCCGCCGCUGGGCUAACAGGACGCUACAGCGGUCCACUCUACACGACCUAGCAUUAGCAAUAACAGCCAGAGCAGCAUCACGGAGUGUUUGCUUCAGAAAACUACUAAUAUCCUCUCAGGUGCAGGUGUAGCUGGGGUGCAGAGGGACCCGCGAUGUUGAACCCGGCCAACGGCGACCCGAGCCACGUUGUUGUGAAUUAUGUUGAGGAGUAUUUGGACCUGGUGGAGUCACUGCCUUUUGACUUGCAGAGGAGUGUGUCCCUUAUGAAGGAGAUCGAUGCCAAGUAUCAAGAUGUUCUGAAGGAGCUUGAUGAUGCUUACGAGCGGUAUCGCCGGGAAUCUGACUCACUUCAGAGGCGAAAGCUUCAGUUAUCCAUUCAGAGAGCACUGAUUCGCAGUCAAGAGCUCGGAGAUGAGAAGAUCCAGAUUGCCGGUCAAAUGGUGGAGUUGGUCGAGAACCGAACGCGACAGAUAGACUGGCAUUCUGAACUUCUCCUUUCCUCUCAAGAAGUCCCAGAGAGCCACGUUCCCACAGCAACAUCCAUGACAACCACUGCAGCGUCCAUGAUGUCGUCCUCAUCAGCCACUAUCACUCCAGGCAAAACUAGCCACCAUGACAAGAAACGCGAUGAGGUUACCCCGGGCUCAGGUGGCGGAGACAAAGCCGGAGGGAAGCGCUCAAGACGUCAGAAAAACGGAGACAACCGGGAAAGUUACAGCGGCCUGGAUCACGCCGAGGAAGUGGGCGUGGGGGCAUCCCGGGAAAAGAGGGCCAAGACGUCAUCGAAGAAGAAGAAAAGGUCAAAAGGAAAGUCUGAGAGAGAAGUGUCGCCUCCAGACCUGCCCAUCGAUCCAGACGAGCCGACAUACUGCCUGUGUGAGCAGGUGUCUUACGGCGAGAUGAUCGGCUGUGAUAACGAUGAAUGUCCCAUUGAGUGGUUUCAUUUCUCUUGCGUUGGGCUCCAUCAUAAGCCCAAGGGCAAGUGGUACUGCCCCAAGUGUCGGGGUGAGAAUGAGAAGACCAUGGACAAGGCCUUAGAGAGGGCCAAGAAGGAGAGGGCGUACAACAGGUAGCUCACUACGUCCGGCCCGAUGAACACUACCCCGUUAAAAUUUUAUGUCUCGUCUUUGUUUCCAUUUACUGUUGACACUGUUUAAAGUAUUGGAUGCUGUAAAUAGUUAUUUUUGUAACUGCUGCAUAGCUGAGAAACAAGAUGGCUGCUUCCUGGUUGGGAUCAUUUUUAAAGAACGGACACAGUACAAUACAACCUGCAUGUAACUCACAUCCCCUUUGUUUUCAUCAUGCAUGCCACAUCACCCACACCAUUAUAUAUGCUCAAUUAACAAAUAAAAUGUUUGUAAACGAAGAUAAAUUUGAUGCUUUUGGUAUAAUGCAGAGUGGAUAUUUUUUACAAUAUGUGACUUAUUGUUAGCAGGAAUUACAUGCCAUGGGCAAUACUUUUUUAAAGCGACUAUAAUCUAUGUUUAAGACUAAUAAUGCGUCAAAUGACAACGUCAAAACAAGAUGCUAAAGGGGUCACUCAAUCAGUUACGAGUUAUUAGAGGGAAUACAUCACCCACAGGGUAUAUUUGUGUAUCAAUUACUCACCCUGUUACACUGAAUUUGAUAAAAAGCAAAAGCAAAAUUCUCACAUACCUCCACAGUGAACCAAGAAUAAAAAAAAAGCAGAAAAUUUGUGAUAAAUUGAAGUAUGGGGAGAUUGCGUUUAACAACAGCAAAACUGUAUCAGAGCACCCGUUUACAAACUCUCACACGACUCGUGCAGUAUAAUCCAAGUCUCAUUUGUCCAGUUGUACACUCAGUACUUCGCAAACAUGCGUUUUCAUAAGAAACUUAAGAUUGAAAACAAAAUUUUGUGUAUGAACAAGUAGUGUGCCUGGAGUUCAAACUCAUGCACUUGCCCAUGUGCACUACUUGUAUGCAAAGUUUUAAAUAUUUAAGGGUUUGGUAAAAAGGCCUGUGGUAAGGAAGACUUAACAAACAGCUGGAUAAAUGAGACCAGGGUUACACUGAGGAAUACACAAAUGAGAUGUGGAUUUUACUGUGAGACAGUUUUUUGUUAAUUGCUAAAUAUGAUGUGCUGUUAAAGGGUAGGUGUUAUACGCUGUAGCUUCAGCGUCUGUUAAAUUACUUUAUUGUAAUGUUUUGCACUGAACUAGCCAAGUAUCUGCCAUUUUCUGUGAGAAGCUGUGACUUUAUUUACAUGAAUUUGUAGAUUAAUACUUGAGGUUCUUAUUUCUAUUUGCAGAACAAAAUAUAUUCUAAAUUCUAAAUCUAAUGUUAACAGAGGUUGACAUAGUUUUGCUGUUGUUUAAUUAAUCAAGAAUGUUAACUGGUUUUAGAUUCUUUGUUAAACUGUGGACGCAUGCAAAGAAAGAGAGUUCUCAUAACGAAUUCAAUGUAACAGCAGGUGAGUAACAGAUGUGCAAAUGAUCAUAUUCCUUUAAUACAGAACUCAAAUGGUCGUAUUCAUACCGAAAGAGUUAUUGGUGGCUAUUGGUCGCUAUAACUGUUCCCCCUGCCACUACUGGCCGUGAAGUGACCCCCUUCUAAAACAAUUUAAAAGCAUAAGAUGUGGAAAGAAUCCAGUCCACACUCUGUGUUCUGACUUCUUAAGUUAUGAAAAAGCUAAUACGAGGCUCCAGCAGUUUAAGUUGGACAAUUUAAAACUGUUUCUUUAGCAUGAAAGUCUGCAUUUCAGUCGACAAUACUUGUUAAUUGAGCAGUACUGGAGGGGUAGUAACACAGUGAGGAAAUUAACUCAGACUCCUGAAGCCACAUAUAACCUUUUACUUCACUUCAGUGGGCAUUUUCACACAAAAUGACAACUGCGGAUUUCGUCCACCAUCACUCAACACUGAAACAGCUUUAAAAAGUUAAUUUUGUGGCCACUACAAAUAGGAACAAAAAAUUCUGACCUAUAAGGACAAAUUAAAAUCCCACACCCAGAACUCAAAUACAGCAGUGUACAUACACUAUAUAGUGAAUAAAUGUGAUUUUAGACAGCCUACAUUCUUCUAGACUAUAUUAUAACUUAGCUCUAAAUAAGCUGAGGAACACCUGAGAUUGAAAACUGACAAAAAAUUUGCCUAUAACCCAAGUGUAGUGUUGUUCUACCAUGAGUUUAAAAUCAUACAACAGCAGUGACAAUUCUGACCUGUUUAACCCUGUACUUUCAGAUUCCUUUCACACAUAUUUAACCCUUUGAACUCUUGAUCUUUGAGAGCAAACUGGUGUGAUGUCUUUCAAAAACACGAGAAAAAGACAAUGUGCAACUUUGUAAGAAAUGUCCCACAAAUGGCAAAGAAUUAUUUAAAAAAAAAAAACUAGGGAAAAAGAAACAAAUUAUCAUUACAUUUUUAAAAUUAUGUUACAGUAUGUUUUAUUUACAGUUUUUUAAAGUACAAUUUAAGCACUUUAUUUCCACGUCCUUUCCUUGUUUGUUUUUACCAUUUUUUUUUUAACAAAUGUUCUUUUUUCACAAAUUUCUUGCAGAUUUUUGUGUCCUUUCUUCCAUCGUUGCUCAUCGCCCUCUUCCCAUGUUUUUAAAGUAAUCAAACCAGUUCGCUCUCAGGUUUCAAAAGGUUAAUUUAAAUUUAUAUUAAAUAUAUGUAACACUGUGGAAAUAUAAGUGAAAACACAUGCAAUCCAGCAGCAGAUAUUUCACCUUAAAAAAAUAGUCAUGCUUU